Molecule: messenger RNA, 4783 nt
Organism: Microplitis mediator
Lineage: Eukaryota; Metazoa; Arthropoda; Insecta; Hymenoptera; Braconidae
Product: glycogen debranching enzyme-like
Exons: 4
Coding region: 157-3327 (1056 amino acids)
Biological process (GO): glycogen catabolic process
Molecular function (GO): 4-alpha-glucanotransferase activity; amylo-alpha-1,6-glucosidase activity
Source: RefSeq, a predicted model, not a curated record
AUUCAAAAAGAAAAUUUAGAGGUCAUUAGAGAUAGAAAUGUUUAAUUAUAAUUUACAAUAGCGAGCUGAGAAGAAAAUAAAACUGAGUCUAUCACUCUCCGAGUGUCCACUCAAGACGCAUGUGAAUACAUUGUGAUUGAGGCACCGGCUGAUACGAUGGCUAACACUGAGAAUCAUAUUGAUGACACACGUGAAGUUGAUGUGAGAAUUUUGACGUUAAAUAAAGGAGAGCAUCAGGAUGGAAUUUUGUUUCGAGUUAAGAAAGGAUGGCAAAUAGAGUUUCGUCUUGGACCGUCACUAUUUGGUAAAUCUGUUGAUAUAUUUACCAAUCAUCCUUUAACGGAUGAUAAAAAAUUUGAUAGACAUACUUACUAUCGACUGAGAUGGGUAAAUGAUGCUGCUGUUGUGAGGGUUUCUUUCGCUGGAUCAUUUCAUUAUUAUAUUACGGAUGCAAAAGAGAAGAAUGAAAUAAAACCUUUGGCUUCAGGGUACGUCUUAGUAGAACCAGAACUACCAAUUGGUAAAGAUAAAAAAUUGCCGUUAGAAUGUAUCCAAUGUCAGACAGUUUUGUCAAAAUGUCUAGGCGUGUUUUCGAGCUGGCGGGAAAAAUUAUUGGUAUCGAUAAAUUCGGGCUACAAUACGAUACAUUUUACACCAAUACAAGAGUUGGGAGGUUCUAAGUCGGCGUACUGUUUGAAUGAUCAGUUAAAGCUCAAUCCCGGGUUCAAUGACAGCGAAGAUAAACCGGUGACGUUUGAUGAUGUGGAAAAAUUGACGAACGAAUUGAGGAAUGAGAUGAAUGUUUUGUCAAUUGGCGAUAUUGUACUCAACCAUACGGCUAACGAGAGUUCCUUUUUGGUUGAGCAUCCGGAGUGUUCGUACAAUUGUUUAAAUUGCCCGCACUUACGUCCGGCAUAUCUUCUCGACGCCGCGCUGUUUGAAUUGACGGUGCAGGUGGCGGCUGAGGAAUGGGAGUUUAAAGGCAUACCUAGUGUUGUCGAGACUGAGGAUCAUUUACAUUCGAUCCGUUAUGCGCUGCAUACAUAUUUUCUACCAUUGGUUAAAAUUCACGAACUUUUCACGUUGGAUAUUGACCAAAUCGUUGGUGAGUUUUUAAACUUAGCGCGUUCUCAAAUGCCUCAGGAACCUGAUCAGCAGACUUCGGAUAAAGAAAAUACGAUUAAAAUAAUUCAAGAUCCUCAGUUCCGUCGAUUGAAAGCUUCAGUUGAUAUGAAAUUGGCGUUACGUAUUUACAAUAUUUACAGACAAGAUUGUUUUGACGAAGAGACGCGUUUGAAACGCUGCGCUGAAGAGUUUCGUAAAACAAUCCAAGGGCUAAAUGAAGCGAUAAUCACUGAAAUACAAAAUCAUUUGGAUGCUGCUGUAGAGAAUACCGUCGCCACGAUACGUUACUUCCGCGUGCAAGAAGAUGGACCCAGACUGAAAGAAGUCAGCGCAAGAAAUCCACUGACCGCGCGGUACUUCACGGACUACGGAUCACCUCAGUCGUUAAUAGAACGUGAAACGAUAAUGUACUCAGACAAUGGCUGCUACUUGAUGGCACACAAUGGCUGGUUAAUAAACAGCGACCCGUUGAAAAAUUUUGCUGAUCGCGAUUCAAACAUUUACUUGCGAAGGGACUUAAUCGCUUGGGCAGACAUCGUCAAAUUACGCUACGGCAAUAAGCCUGAAGACAAUCCAUUCCUUUGGAAGCAUAUGACAGAGUAUGUUGAGCAAACAGCCAGGAUUUUUGACGGAGUAAGACUAGAUAAUUGUCACUCUACUCCUAUUCCAGUUGCUGAGUUUAUGUUGGAUGCAGCGCGACGCAUCCGACCGGACUUGUACGUUGUCGCGGAGCUCUUUACUAAUUCUGAUAAGAAGGACAACAUAUUUGUCAAUAGAUUAGGUAUCACAUCGUUCAUACGGGAGGCGAUGUCCGCAUGGGAUAGCCAUGAAGAGGGACGUUUGAUUUAUCGGUACGGCGGCGAACCCGUGGGAGCUUUCUUUCAAUCAAAGCAGCGUCCACUGGUACCCUGUAUUGCGUAUGCACUUUUUAUGGAUCAAACCCAUGACAAUCCGAGUCCUAUUGAAAAGCGAAGUGUUUUUGAUCUAUUGCCCUCGGCAGCUUUAGUUAGCAUGGCUUGUUGUGCUAGUGGUAGCAACCGCGGGUACGAUGAGUUGGUGCCCCAUCACAUUCAUGUUAUUGAUGAAAACAGAGAGUACACAGCAUGGAAUGAAAAAGAAGCAACUGAUAGUAACGCUAAAUAUGUUGGAAGUAUGACGGGCAUAAUUUCUGCUAAAAGAGCUUUCAAUAAUUUACAUUACGCUCUGGGUAAUGAAGGAUUUUCUCAGGUAUUUGUUGACCAAAUGGACCCGGACAUUGUCGCAGUUACGCGGCAUUCACCAAAGACACACGAGACUGUUGUGUUGGUUGCGUACACGGCUUUCCAUCAUCCGGAUUCAAAUGCUACUGAUUUACGAAGACACGUUAGGCCGUUAAGAGUUGAAGGAGUCGUUGAAGAAAUUAUUUUCGAAGCGCGAUUAGCCUAUAAAAGUGAUAAAAAUGAGUCACCAUUUAAAUUUCCUGAUAAACAUAUCAAAGAUGAUGGUUACAUCAAUGGUCUAAAGAAUUACGUAGUUGACAUUCGCGAGCAUAUACAGAUUCCCGACUCUAAAAUAGUCGAAAAAGGAGAAUCGGGAGAUUUAGAAAUAACGCAAUUGAAUUUUGUCAACUUCCAGCCGGGUUCCGUCAUCGCUAUUCGCGUGUUGCUGCACUCUAACAUAAAACCAGCGUUAGCUAAAUUAAACCAAGUAAUUUAUUCAGUUACUAUGGACGCUAAAUCCCCGGAAUCAGAACUCCAGGCGAUUAUUGCUCGCAUGAGUCUUCCGGACAUGAACAAAGCGCUGUUCUGCUGCGACCAAGAAGAACGCGAAGAAACCGCCGACCACUUUGGAGUCUACAAUAUUCCUGCAUACGGUCCGCUAGUUUACGCAGGACUCCAGGGUGUCAUUUCACUUCUCGCAGAAAUACGCCCUCACAAUGAUCUAGGUCAUCCUUUGUGCGUAAAUUUGCGUGAAGGCAACUGGCUGAUUGAUUACAUAUGGCAGCGUUUGAAAAAUUAUGAAGGAACACUGGAGCUGAGCAAGUGGUUUGAACAAGCAGCUGAACCAUUCAAAUUAAUCCCACGUUAUCUAGUCCCCAGUUACUUUGAUGCACUUGUCGUUCAUGUUUAUGUUAUGCUACUAGAUCGCUGUUACUCAUUAUUGCCACCAUUUGUACAAGACGGCAGCACUUUUGUUGAAUUAAUGUCUCUAAACCGGAGUUGACAAACAAAGUCGGAGCCUAUUGCCGCGAUAGCUGUCGCACUCAAGCUUGGAGCGCGUCUGCGAUUAUCGAAGUUUUAGAUGAAAUAAAUAAACUAAAAUCACGUCAGUCUCAAUCGCAGUUGCAAUCUCAGUCACAGCCCCAAUCAAAUACACCAAAUAAAUUAAACUGAUAUAAUUUUGCGUGUCUUCACCAUCGACACUUACAUUUAAAAUUUUUAAAAUUAGAAAACAUGCACGAUAGUAGUUCUCAUGAACAAGCUGGUUUAUAUUUAGACAAUAGCGAUGCUCAAUCAUUUGUUGAUGUUCAUGUCGCACCCGGAGGAAGACACGCAUAUUUUGAUAAUAAUGAUGACUUCCGUUAUUGCUUACACCCUUCCAUUUUUUUUAUUAGCUAUUGUUACUUUUUAUAUCGUUUAUUUUGCUUAAGACGAUUAAUUAAUUUAUAUUUUUCGCUCUUAUAUACACGAACAAUUCUUCCGAAAUCGCGCUUAACAAUAAAUGAAAACUUCCACGUUUUUGUUAUGAACAAAUAAGAAUUUUUUAAAACAUUAACAUGAGAGAGAACUUUUAUCAGGAGGAAAAAAAACUGGAUACAAAUAUCUGAAAUAAUUUUGAAUCUGGUUCUUUAUCAAUUUUAUUAGUUUUUAUUUUUAUUUUUUUUUAUUAAUAACAUAAAGAUUAAAUUUUAAUCGAAAACUUUUUAUUAUAAUUUAAAAAAUUCUAAUUAUUGUUUUAUUUGUUAUUGAAAUUAUAUUUUUUAAAAGCUAAAGAAAAAUAUUUAUCAAUAUUACGACAGUUGAAUUUUAAAAUAUUAAAUAUAUAAUAGAAGAAAUGAAUAGUUUAUAAAAAUAAAUUUUAAAAAAAAUAGAAUUUAUCGGGUUAAAGAAAUAGAAAUAAAAUAUUUUUUUAAAGAUAAAAUUACAAAAAAAUAGAAAGUAUUUUAAUAUUUCACUUUGAAAAGCCAGAAGUUAUUUAUUUAAAUUCGUGCUAAAACUGCCAUUCAUAAAUUUUAAAAAUAUACAUAUUAUAUAUAAUUACCAAACAUUUACGCACAAACUAAAACAAUCAAAACAAUUAUUUAAAAUUUUAUUGUAGACAGCUUUAAUAUACAAUUUUAAUAAAUUUAAAGCACAAUUUUUAUUUAAUACCAAUCAAAGUAUGCUAUUUAUAUAAUUAAUAUGUAAAAAAAAAAUAUUUUUAAUCAAAUAAAUAUAAAUAUAUCUCUAAUAAAUGGUCAUAUAUUUAUUAACUAUCAUAUAUUCCUAUUUAUCACUGUGAAAAUAUUUAUAGUUUUUAUUUCAAUAUGAAAAGUGUCAGUAGUUCUUAGAUAAUUAAUCAAUAAAUCAAUUAAUUAAUAAAUAAAUUAAAUAACAAAAUAAUUUUGACCAGAUAUUGCACAUGCUUGAUAACAAAGAAAAACAAGCAAUCAAGCACCAAGGUAAUUAAAAACUACUUU